UAAUAAUUUCCAUUAUUUCGUCAUAAUUCAGAAAAUAGCAGCACCAUCCUCCUCCCCUCGCAACUCAUCUCUUAUUAUUACUCACUCUUUUUCUUACUAACUCGCGAACAUCAAUCAUAAAAUUUGUAAUUGCAGGAAAUAUUUUGAAAAGAAAAUACAAAAAUGGAGGUGGGAUUUCUGGGUCUGGGAAUAAUGGGCAAAGCCAUGGCCAUGAAUUUGUUGCGCAAUGGCUUCAAGGUUACUGUUUGGAAUAGGACUCUUUCAAAGUGUAAUGAACUUGUGGAACAUGGAGCUACUGUUGGAGAAACACCUGCAGCUGUGGUCAGGAAGUGCAAGUAUACAAUUGCAAUGUUGUCUGAUCCCUCAGCCGCCAUUUCGGUUGCUUUUGAUAAAGACGGGGUCCUUGAGGAAAUCUGCAAUGGAAAAGGCUAUAUUGAUAUGUCAACUGUUGAUGCAGAUACAUCCGUAAAGAUCAGUGAGGGAGUUACAUCCAAGGGUGGGCGAUUUCUGGAAGGUCCUGUUUCCGGUAGCAAAAAACCUGCAGAAGAUGGUCAAUUGAUUAUCCUAGCUGCUGGUGAGAAGGGGCUAUAUGAUGAGGCAAUUCCAAUUUUUGAUGUGUUGGGGAAGAAUUCUUUCUUCCUGGGGCAGGUCGGAAAUGGAGCUAAAAUGAAGCUAGUGGUCAACAUGAUAAUGGGCAGUAUGAUGAAUGCAUUUUCGGAAGGGCUGGAAUUGACUGAAAGCAGUGGACUGGAUCCUCAAACUCUUCUUGAUGUGCUGGACUUGGGAGCCAUAGCUAAUCCAAUGUUCAAGAUGAAGGGACCUUCAAUGCUUCAAAGUAAAUACCCUCCUGCAUUUCCUUUAAAGCAUCAACAGAAAGAUAUGAGAUUGGCUCUUGCCCUUGGAGAUGACAAUGCUGUUUCAAUGCCAGUAGCUGCUGCGGCAAAUGAGUCAUUCAAAAAGGCUAGAAGCAUGGGGCUUGGAGAUCAGGACUUUUCAGCUGUGCAUGAAGCAAUUAAGGGUCCUAAACAUCCAUAAUUAUGAAGACUUCAAUUGUUGGUUCAGACGCGAGCUUAUUAGAAGAUUAAAAGUUGUAUGUAUGUAUGGUCAAUUGACUACUGCAUACAACUGACUGAUUGUCUGAUAGUUUCUGUUGAUUUCAUGCCGUAAAUUUGAGAAUUAUGUGAUGUUGGGGCUAAAAAAUGCAGGAGUAUCCAAAUUUGGAGUAGAGGGUAAUGAAAAAGAUCAAGAUUUAGUAUCCACAAUAGCACAGUAGGUGUAUCAGUGUAUGUACCAACUGUCUUUUGGAAGAUUAGUUUCGUUUUUCCUAUGUAAACUCAGAAGAUGAAAUAACCAGAGUAAUAAAGUGUUUAUUUUCAAUGGAUGAAAACACCAGAAUGAAUGUUCAUUAUUCUUCA
Molecule: messenger RNA, 1415 nt
Organism: Spinacia oleracea (spinach)
Lineage: Eukaryota; Viridiplantae; Streptophyta; Magnoliopsida; Caryophyllales; Amaranthaceae
Product: glyoxylate/succinic semialdehyde reductase 1
Exons: 9
Coding region: 163-1035 (290 amino acids)
Cellular component (GO): cytosol
Molecular function (GO): NAD binding; NADP binding; oxidoreductase activity
Source: RefSeq, a predicted model, not a curated record